Heteronotia binoei (common prickly gecko) is the source of this 4248-nucleotide messenger RNA. RefSeq names its product ataxin 1 (gene ATXN1). Gene Ontology annotation, biological process: nervous system development; negative regulation of transcription by RNA polymerase II. Bases 319 to 2724 code for a protein of 801 amino acids. NCBI's taxonomy places the organism in Eukaryota, Metazoa, Chordata, Lepidosauria, Squamata, Gekkonidae. Gene Ontology annotation, molecular function: RNA binding; protein binding. The record is from RefSeq and is a predicted model, not a curated record. The transcript has 4 exons. Gene Ontology annotation, cellular component: nucleus.
AGGUUAGAAGACCAGAUGUUGCACAGAUAUAUUUGAAAUCCAGGUAGAACAUUCAGUCUGACAUGAGAGCUCCGCUGAGGGUCUGUGAGCAAUCCAGCGACAUCUGCAAAUUCUUCAUGGUGAAGGAUAAUCUGGAACUUCGAACAGAAGACAGUGAAUGUUAGCAGUUUGCGGAGGAUUGUGUUCACAGGGAGAUGAUUCCUCAUGAAGUUUCUGGAUCCCCUUCAGAAAUCCAAUGUGACUUUCUGCUUAGCAGACUGAAAUCAGAACCAGCCAGGCAGUGAAGCCACAGAAGUGGAGGGCAGGGGACUGUGAAAAAUGAAAUCCAACCAGGAGAGAAGCAAUGAAUGCCUGCCACCUAAGAAGCGAGAAAUCCCCCCCACUAGCCUGCCUUCUGAGGUGAAGCCGUUAGUCCUGGCCACUGAAAACCACCGUGCAGAUAAUCUAACAUGGCUCUCGAGCACAACCAGCAGCCAGAGCAGCACGAGUGGACGAAACAGGCCUGGAGGGAGUUCGGUGGAGGCUGGUUCACAGCAGGGAAUAGGUUUACACAAAUCACUGUCUACGGGGAUAGAUUAUUCCCCACCUAAUGCUCCUCGGUCUGUUCCAGCCACCACGACACUUCCCACAGUGUACCCGCCUGCGCUCACACAGGCAGGGACGCCUGUAUCCCCGGUGCAGUACACACACUUGCAACACACUUUCCAGUUCGUUGGGCCCCCGUAUAGCGGACCAUACGCCGGAUUCAUCCCGUCCCCAUUGAUUUCCCCUACAGCCAAUUCUGCGCCUGGCACGGCAACCUCUGCCACUGCCGUCGCGACCACUCCGUCCCAGCGUUCCCAGCUGGAGGCUUAUUCCACUUUGCUGGCCAGCAUGAGCCAACAAGGGCACAAAGUUGAGCAGCAUCUAGUAAGGACCCCUGGAUUGAUCACAGCAGGGUCUCCGCCACCGACCCAGCAAAACCAGUAUGUCCACAUUUCCAGCUCUCCUCAGAGUGCCAUCAGAAAUGUUUCUCCUCCGGCCAUCCCAGUCCAUUUGCAUCCCCACCAGGCAGUGAUCCCUCACACAUUCACCCUCGGCCCCUCCUCCCAGGUGGUGGUGCAAUACGCAGACUCCGGCGGCCAUUUUGUCACUAGGGAGUCCGCCAAGAAGUCUGAGAGCAGCAGGCUGCAGGCGAUGCAAGUGAAAGAAAUACUCAAUGGGGAAAUGGAGAAGAGUAGGCGAUACGGCAUCUCACCGUCCUCAGACAUGACUCUCGUCAAAUCAGGCAAUAAACCAUCUCAUCAUUAUGAGGCCAGGCAUGUGGUGGUCCACUCGGGUCCUGCCGAUUACGUCUCACGGGAUUCCUCCAAUGUCCGGUCCUCUGUUAUGGUCAUCCCCAACAGCAGCACACCGACUGCAGAUAUGGAGGUCCAGCAAGCUACCAACAGAGAAACACCUCCUUCAGCUCUCAACGAAAAGGGAAGUUUGCAUUUAGGAAAAACAGCCCACCGAUCCUAUGCUUUAUCUCCACAGCAGACUAUGGGCCAGGACGGAGUGAAAGCAGUUGCCACUCUGUCCCCCCACACCGUCAUCCAGACCACACACAGCGCCUCAGAGCAGCUCCCGGUCGGACUGCCUACUGCGGCAUUCUACACUGGGACUCAGCCACCGGUAAUUGGCUAUCUGAGCAGUCAACAGCAAGCGUUCGGCUACCCUGGAAACCUGCCACAACACCUGGUAAUCCCCGGCACCCAGCCCCUGUUAAUACCGGUAGGCAGCGCAGACAUCGACUCUUCAGGGGUACCACCCGCUAUAGCCACUUCAUCCCCCCAGCUGGCAGCAGUGCCUCACACAUUCGUCACAACCGCCAUUCCGAAAAACGAGAAUUUCAGCGCUGAGUCACUAGCGAACCAGCCAGCUUACCAGGCAGCCGUCGUGCAGGCUCAGAUCCACCUCCCCCUGGUCCAGUCCUUACCUUCGUCCGCAGCCGCUCCUCCUACACUGCCUCCUUACUUCAUGAAAGGGUCAAUUAUUCAGUUGGCCAAUGGAGAGCUGAAGAAGGUAGAAGAUUUGAAAACCGAAGACUUUAUACAAAGUGCAGAAAUUAGCGGGGAUCUGAAAAUAGACUCCAGCACCGUAGAAAGGAUUGACGACAGCCAUAAUCCAGGCAUCGCCAUGAUACAGUUUGCGGUUGGAGAGCACCGAGCACAGGUCAGCGUUGAAGUCUUGGUAGAAUAUCCCUUUUUUGUAUUUGGGCAAGGUUGGUCGUCCUGCUGUCCCGAGAGAACAAGCCAGCUCUUCGAUUUGUCAUGUUCCAAACUCUCCGUCGGGGACGUCUGCGUAUCGCUUACGCUCAAGAAUCUGAAGAACGGCUCCAUUAAAAAGGGCCAGCCCAUGGAUUCCGCUAGCAUCUUGCUGAAGCACUCUAAGAACGACAGUCUAACUGGCGGGAGACAUAGGUAUGGAGAGCAGGAAAAUGGGAUUGAUCAGGGAAGCGCCAAGAUGUCGUCGGAGAACGGUGAACUGAAGUUUCCAGACAAAAUAGGAUUGCCUGCAUCAUCUCUGAUCACCAAAGCCGAACCCAGCAAGCCCGCAACAACUAGGAAGAGGAGGUGGUCAGCCCCUGAAACACGGAAACUAGAGAAGUCUGAAGAGGAGCCACCGUUGACUCUUCCCAAACCUUCUUUUAUUCCUCAGGAGGUUAAGAUUUGCAUCGAAGGGCGAUCUAAUGUAGGCAAGUGAAGUCUGUUUAGGGAAUGGAAAUUUAGGCUAUCCCUUUGUCAUUUUUAUCCAGAUUACUGUACUGUAGGCUAAAAAAAAAAAAAAAAACCCAGUAUUUACAUGUUAUCUUAUUUUAGGUUUAUGUUAAUAACCUUAUUGUUAUAGUUGCAGCUUAAUAUUAUGCAGGAGAUUGGUGCAUACUCUCCCCCCCCUCAGAAAAACUGUUCGUUGGUGACCAUUUUUAUCGAGAGAUACAGAAAGGGGCAGUGUCCACUUAAUCCCCCACCCUUUGUGGAAGCAAAUGUGGUUGACAGGGCUUCUGUGUCCCCACACUUCAAACAGGAAAAGCCUGAGAUUUCCCUGGCAGAGCAAAGGGGGGGGUGAACUGUAGCGGAGACGUGCGCUGUCUCAUGGUUGCCGUGGCGGGGGUGCACUGGUGGCUCCAUAGCUAUGUAGUUCGGUGGUUCUCUCAACGAAUCGCAGCUGGGAGUCCAACCCAGAGACCAUAACAGAGGAUCAAAGAGACCUCCGAAGCUUUACACAAUGAAACCACCUUUUUUUUAGUUUUUGAAAAAAUUGCCACAUAUUGUUCCACUUCCCCACUCCCUUCCUCGCGAUGGGGACUCGACUGCACUAUUUUUGUUGUUGUUGUUGUUAUUAUUAUUACUCAGACUUCCACACAGAGAUUCCUUUCAGCUUGUUAGUGUAGUGACGUAGCACAGGUGUAGCAUCCAAUUCUUGCUUUGCUGACUCUGGGAAUUUCAAUAAAGUAGGAGAUGGUUGUUGUAGGCCUACAGGGGGACUUGAGAGGGUGGGGACCUUUCCUGUCCUUGCCGGCGCUCCGUAGCCCUCGCAUUCAACAUCAGAGAGUUUUGAUGGAGUUUUGCCACAUUUGCUUCCACAGGGUAAAAACACGCUGCCCCUUUGGGAGAGCAAACAAAAGUUGUCUGCAUUUAGGUUGCAAAUCUUUGUCUUUAACUCUAGUACUGUUUUUAGUUUCUCAUCAUGGACAAUUAGUGCCACUUUCCUUUUUUUUUCCCCCUCCAAAUUUCAGUGUGACACAAAAGAAGUGGAUGUUGAAGAUGAACAUAGAAUGUCUUUAAGCACUUAAAAUGCUGUUCACACUUCUGUUGCCGAGCGUACCUGGCCCAACACUCAGCAAGUACUGUAUCUCACUUUUAAUCUCUUUGAUGAGAGAGAGGAAAAAGAGAAAAAAAAAAAAGAAAAUCGAUCUUUUCAACACUGUUAACUACAUGCAAACUAGAGUUUUUUCACAAGCAAGAUGUUGAAAGUUUUUCAUGUGGUUUCAAAGGGAUGAAUGUGAAUUAUGAACUGGUAUGUGACAGUCAUUGUCCACAAAGGACUACUUAAUAGGAGGCACUUUUAAAACUUUAAUGCUUGAGAAAGAGUUAAAGGCAUAUGCGAGCUGACAGAGUAAUAAAAAAAAGAAUAAGAGAGAGGAAAAAGGAAAGAGAAGAAAAAAAAAUCAUUAUUGUCCAGUGUUUUUUGAAAAAAGAUGGACUUUAAAGAACCUUGCAAUUUGCA